Limulus polyphemus (Atlantic horseshoe crab) is the source of this 1139-nucleotide messenger RNA. RefSeq names its product bolA-like protein 3. Lineage: Eukaryota; Metazoa; Arthropoda; Merostomata; Xiphosura; Limulidae. The coding region runs from base 117 to 431 and encodes 104 amino acids. The transcript is spliced from 4 exons. The record is from RefSeq and is a predicted model, not a curated record.
AUCUAAGGUUACUGCCAUAUGAGUCUUUUCACAACGUUUUUCGUAUAGGAAUGUAAUUUACUAAAGUUUAGUGUUUUUUCUCAUUUUAAAUAUUUUCAUUCAUACAGAGUAACAAAAUGUCUAGAUUCUUGACUAGGUUUUUACAGAAUAAUUAUUUUAGGUAUUUCUCAGACAAGACUACUUUAACCAAGGGAGAAGAAGAAAUCAUAAGGAUUUUAAAGACAAAAUUUCCAAAGGCUUCUUUAGUGAAAGUGUCUGACAUAUCAGGGGGUUGUGGUGCUAUGUAUGAGGUGAACCUGGAGUCCACCGAUUUUAUUGGGAAGAACCGAGUCCAACAACAUAUGAUGGUAAAUGAGGCUUUAAAAGAAGAAAUCAAAGACAUGCAUGGUUUAAGAAUUUUCACAUCAGUUCCAAGUGACACACAGAGCUGAAUGGGUGUUGCUGUAGCAAGGUCAAGACCUCCUCUCAGUCGAAACUUCACUGUGUUAGUUAAUAUAUCAGUAAUAACAAGUAAACUGCUGAAGCAAUGUGAAAUCAAGAACCCUUCUCAGUCAAAAACUCACUGAGUUACUCAAUAUAUCAGACCAGAUAUAAUAAGGAAACUGUAAAAAUUGGAUAGUUUCUUAUAGUAUUAAAAUUCUGUAUAAGGCUAAGAGAUUUAAAACACAUAUAUCUAUAUAUACUAAUAAUGCUGUAUUAUAUUGUAUUAAAUAGGUUGAAUUAGGUUAAAAACUACAUUUAUGAAAGACAAAAUAUCUUACUUUACUGAUUUGGAACUUUGAGUAAGAAAUGUUUCAAUAUCAUGUGGAUAAAAAUUUAUAAUAAAAAUAAUAAUAAAUCUUAUGAAAGUUGACAAAAAUUUCACAAAGUGUAUAAAAGACCAGGCUUUAAAAAUAUUAGUAUUUACAUUGUUUUAAACAGUUAAGGAAAGAUCAGAGUUUUUCUGUAUUCAACCUUUGACAAAACUACUCUAAUUAUAUAAUGUCAAUCACAUCUCGAGUUCAUUUCUUUGAUAUGCAAAUGUAUACUAGAGAAAUUAAUUUCCAGAAAUGCUCACUUAGCAGCUGAAUAGAUAAUCAGGAAAUGUUUGUUAAUAAAGUUUAAUCACCUUGGACCUAACGAAGGCUGUUGCAUGCUUA